AUGGUACCCAGUCCCCGGCCCCCGCCCCCACGCCGGGCGCAUCCCUCGGCGGCCUCCAGCUGCGCCCCCGACCCCCCUCCAGACUCCAGAAGCUUUCGGAAAGAAUCUGGGGGACAAACCGCGAGUGCGUCUAGCCUGAAGAAGAGAAACCCCACGGGGAACUGGGAGGGUGGUAUCAAGGGAUGCGGAGCGGCGCGGGAAGAAGCCGGACGCACGGGAUGCGCGAGCGCCGAGCAGCGAAGGCCGUCACUUUUCUACUUUGUGGUCCCUGCCAAAACUUUUAAGCUGGAAUCCUGCCUCCGCGUGCUCAGUGAGGAGUCCCAUGCUGAGGCUCUUCCUGCUGUCUUCAAUAUCUGUGGUCCUGGCCAGCCUGUCACCGUUGCCCGCCGUCUCUGUGUGUCCUUGCGGUACCAUCUGGUGUUCGCUGAGUUCGCCCGGCGGCGUUUCUGCUGGAAGCUAAAGCCCCGAGUGGCCCGAAGGAGCGGGCAACUGCUGGCAUCUGCUCCCGCGUGUCCAUCACCCACCAUGCGGCCUCUAGUCUUGCUGUGGAGCUGCCUGGUGCUCCCAGGUUAUGAAGCCCUGAAGGGCCCAAAGGAGGUCAGUGGAUUUGAAGGUGACAGCGUGUCCCUGCAGUGCUCCUACGAGAAGAAGGUGAGGGGACGCAGGAAGUACUGGUGCCGAAAGGGUGGCCUCAUCCUGUCCCGCUGCUCCGACAUUGUCUACUCAGAACAGAACCAGGAGGUGGUACGGGGCCGGAUGUCCAUCCGAGACAGGCCCCGAGAGCUCUCGAUGACCGUGACCAUGAGGAACCUUACCGUGAAGGACUCGGGGAAGUACUGGUGCGGGAUUGACAGACUGGGCUUCGAUGAAUCUUUUGAAGUGUCUCUCAUCGUCUUUCCAGGGAGCUCUCGCCCAGUCAUCUGGCCGCUCAGCAUCACACCAAAGGACUCCACGACCAGUCGCGUCCUCACAUCCAGUGUGUCCAUCCCGAUUGUCCGCAUGAUGGCCCCAGUCUGGGUGCUCUUGUCCCUUCUGCUGGCGACAGGUCUGAUUGCCUUUGGCAGCCACAUGCUCCAGUGGAGAAAGAAAGCUUGGCUGGCCGUGGAGACACAGAGGAACGAGAAGGUCUACCUCCCAGCUUCGCCACCAGGGAACAACUGGGUGCCUGAAGAUGCCAUGAUCAACCUUGCAGCGCCUCCCGAGUGUCUCAGCAACCCCAAGGCCUCCACUGUGCCCUUCACGGAGACCCAGUACCUUGGCCAGGCUACAGAGGAAGAGGCAGCCCCUUCCCUGGACGCCAAGGAGGAUGAGGACGCAAUGGCAGCCCCUCCCCUGCAGGUGUCCGCACAGGAACUGGCUUCCGAGUUCAUCUCUGUAUAACCGCAGAAUGCCCCGUGGUCAGGCUCCGUAAAGCUGAACCGCUGAGUUUGCAAGAUUUCGCCGGCUCUGCUCACACUCCAGGGCUCCAUCCACCUUCCUCCAGGCUCCCUGCUUGUGUGCCCCAGAAUGGUAACGAAGUGAAUCUGUGGACCCCGAAGCCCAGCAUGGACGUAACAAUUCCAGCCAAUGGCUGAGACCUCCCGAGCAUAUUCUAAUCUCUAGGAAGAGUGCGCAGCUGCGGACCU
Messenger RNA from Microtus ochrogaster (prairie vole), 1625 nucleotides. RefSeq names its product CD300 molecule like family member g (gene Cd300lg). Gene Ontology annotation, cellular component: plasma membrane. Gene Ontology annotation, molecular function: transmembrane signaling receptor activity. The record is from RefSeq and is a predicted model, not a curated record. Lineage: Eukaryota; Metazoa; Chordata; Mammalia; Rodentia; Cricetidae.